AUGGCUAUGGUGCCAGUUCAUCCUGGUGAAUCUUGGUCCGGAGUGGGAGCCCUGGGUCUCUGGGUGGCCAAAUUCGAAGAUAAAGAGAGAAUGGAUGCUGCAACAUGCACUUUCAGGGGACUCUUCCCCAUCCUCGAAGCAGAACAGGCACGUCGCCUGCAAGCUGCUCGUUACACGAAGAAUUGUGGUGCGUAA
Penicillium mononematosum is the source of this 195-nucleotide messenger RNA. RefSeq lists its product as uncharacterized. Lineage: Eukaryota; Fungi; Ascomycota; Eurotiomycetes; Eurotiales; Aspergillaceae. The record is from RefSeq and is a predicted model, not a curated record. The transcript has a single exon. Bases 1 to 195 code for a protein of 64 amino acids.